AUGUCAGAUUCUGAAGACAAAAAGCCGGCGGCAAAAAGCCACAACAACGCUGUGGAUGUAGCUGCAGAGGAAGAUUCUACUCAUGAAGAAGACAACUACGCUAGCGCACAAGACCAGCUGCAACAACACCAUCAUCACGACCAGCAACAGCAAGUUCAACCAGCGCUCCAGCACCAGCAAGUGCAAGGAACAAACAACCCGCCUCACGCAGCACCCACUCGCCAAACUGGAUCCAUUGCAACCUGGUGCAAUAGUGAGGCUUAUGUCUCUCAGGAUGAAGAUAACAUGGCAAGUAUUGAUCAGAAUAUGAUUAUGGACAUGCUUCGAACCACAUACACCAUUGGACAUGCUGAUGGUGAUGUACGUCACCAGUUGGCACAAGGGUAUGACAUCUCCCCACCCGAUCCUGGGUUCUUCCUAGCGCGCACCACUAACCAUGAACUGAUUAUUUUAUAUGGAAUCAAAGUUUGCACACAAGUGGGCUCUGCAUGGUGCCAACAAACAGUUGGUUUUGCCGGCGACAUCCCUACAAACAGCCAGCUUCCAGCAACUUGGUCCAUUAAAUAUUUCAACACUAUGGCAAAGAUGGUACAUGUGUCUGCAGUGGCCAAUCUUACCAAGCUACGAGCCAGUGCCAAGGCAGAUCCACAGCAGCCAAAUCUGGUCCCCACCUUCCCAACAAACAAAACUUCCCAGAAACUACCUGUGGUGUCCAUGGUGAAAAUCCCAGCCCCACUCCUCGCCAGAGCUUUGGCAGCUGGAGACCCACAGACCGCUCCCUUGCAGUUUUUAUUAGUAAUCGCGGAGUUUCUACAUCAACACUCCAAAGCUGAAAGCAAACUGCCAAGCACAGGUUUCAAUACUACCAAGACAUUGCAAGUGUUGCGGAAUUCCCUGUUCGCCUUGGCAAGCUCCAUUACAGCUGCACAGCGAGUUGGUUGUCUGAAAGAUUGCGUUGUACCCAGAGUGUCUCUUAUGAUCAGGUGGUUGGUGAGACAUUGUUAUCAAGAGCAAGUUCCAUCUCAGCUACAGUAUCAUUGA
Messenger RNA from Seminavis robusta, 1041 nucleotides. The record is from the annotation of a GenBank genome assembly. Lineage: Eukaryota; Bacillariophyta; Bacillariophyceae; Naviculales; Naviculaceae.